This is a messenger RNA of Trichobilharzia szidati, 1425 nucleotides long. NCBI's taxonomy places the organism in Eukaryota, Metazoa, Platyhelminthes, Trematoda, Strigeidida, Schistosomatidae. The record is from the annotation of a GenBank genome assembly.
AUGCAAGGCUUCCAAAUGAUCCUAUUUGUUAGCAUUUUUCUAACAUCUACAAUUUUGGCCGAAAAAAGCUUCUAUCCAUCUGAUAGCGAUUAUAGAACAAGUGUACAAACUGCUGUUCAAAGUUUAAGAAAACUUACAGGAGAUGAAUUGGGAGUUGAUCGCUUGUUGACUGAAGUUGACAGGCAUUUUGAAACCUGUGAAUAUAUUUAUCUGAAUAAAGGCACAAUACCAUCUGGAGGGGAAGAACCUGCUGUCUGUCGUCAAAACUUUAUGCGUAAACUCAUCCUUAUUUUUUUAAAUAACGUCCUUUCAUCAGAACUCAUCAAAGGCAUAUCUCUUUGUGAUAGUGGAAGAUAUUUGAAGAACCUCAGGUCUAUGAAUAAUGGAGGUAAGUGGAUUACAAACUCUAACACACAGUUUGAUGAAUUCUCUAUUUUAUUUUACCACAUGCAACAGAAUGUAAAUAUUUUCAAAUGACCAAUAAUGGACAAUAAAUUGUAGGCCUUUGAAACACAAAUUUAAUUCAAAAACAUACACUGCUGUGUUUGUUAUCUAACUUGCUGUCUAACAAAAGUGUAAAUUAGUAGUUACGCACAUGAGCUACUGUUGCUGCAGAACAAAAUAUUCUAAGGCUUGACUUCAAAAGCAUUUGCGUACUACUUGACUCCACGAAUUUUAACAUAGCUUUACCGAAAUUCUAUCAUCUAUGCGCCUAAUUAAAUGACUGUGUUCCACACAAGAAAACAUCUAACACAGUGAAACAGCAUCCGCCAAAUCUCCCUAGAAUUCUGUAGUAAAUUAUUAUCCGUCUGCGAUAAAUUUUAAAGAAUUCAGCCAAGUUAUAAAAAUGCCUCUAACUGUUUACUUUGCAUCGACACAGAUAUUCAGUGAAACUACAAAAUGUGAUAAGUGUGAACGAUCACUGAUCCUUCUUACAUAUAUACAUGUAUAAUAUGGGGUGUCUACAUAUUACAUGAAAAGUCCUGUAGAAAGAACAGUGUAUUUGACAAAGAAAAUCAGUAUAGAAUGCUAUUUUAUAAUCUCAAAUGAUGUCUGUCACGAUACAUACUAUUAAUUUUAUAAUUUGUUCGCCUUAUUUUCAAGAUGGCAGAAGUAAGUUUCCUGCAAAUAUUAAACUAAAGAGAACAUUACAAAUCUGUCGUUAAAAAUAAAAGUAUGAAUUCCUGCACAGUAAAGACAUUAUGGAAACUAAUCCUUAGUAAGUGCAGCCUGAUGUCGUUUCAACUACAGGUGGCGAGUAUGAAGAUGUAAAAGACAGGAUCCGAGAGGCAAGACACACCUUCAUUAAAUUAAUCUCAAGUAAGUGUGGAAAUCUUCCACACUCAGCACAAAAGACAAGAAUCAAAAUAUUCUUCCCUAUAGAUUUGAAACUUACCGCAUCACUAAAGGCACCUCCAACAAUCU